Messenger RNA from Gambusia affinis (western mosquitofish), 4846 nucleotides. It is a transcript of the gene fjx1, whose product is annotated as four-jointed box kinase 1. Gene Ontology annotation, biological process: cell-cell signaling. NCBI's taxonomy places the organism in Eukaryota, Metazoa, Chordata, Actinopteri, Cyprinodontiformes, Poeciliidae. The transcript has a single exon. Bases 398 to 1681 code for a protein of 427 amino acids. The record is from RefSeq and is a predicted model, not a curated record.
UCACAAAUCAAACUCUCAGUCAGCGCCCCGGCGGAGAAGGAAGCCGAGUUGAGCGGCAGAAAGGCGUGUGCUACACAGACAGAGAGCCUCCAAGACGCCAGCGGGCUUUCACUGUGAACAUCUAACAGAUUACAUCCGCUGCAGCUGGCCUUUUUUUUUUUUUUUUUUUUUCACUGAUUCCUGAACUCAUCGGAACAGGACAGGAGAUGAGAUUCAUACAGACCCGGAGAUCCAAGCAGUCCGCCAGCGUUCAGCGGUGCGUCGAGGGUGUCCGGGGCACAGAGCGCGCAGCCCAGAGCCGCUCCACCUCAACUGUGGACUGAAGACAGUUGCUUCUCUCUUCCUGAAGCACAUUUUUGUUCUGCUGGAUUCUGGACUGAGGUGCGGGGGGGAAACCAUGAGGGCUCUCUCAGCAAACUUGUUCGCUGUGCUCUUAAUGUGUGUCCUUGCAAGUGUUUUCUACGUGUGGAGCGCGCUGGAGUAUCGCUUGGAGCGACACAAACGGGGCUCCUCAGUGCCGGACGGGGGGUCCUUUCAUCAAGGUUCUUCAGAGGACCAUUCUGCCAAAACUUUCCGAGCGCUGCUUGCUGUUCCAGUUCCACAAAGACAGAACUCGGCGGGCAGAUCGAAGGCUCAAAAUCUCACCAAUCCAUCUGCCUUUGUGGGAAGUCGAGAUUAUCAUGUGAAUGGGGAUGACGAGAGGUCAGCGCAACGGGAGGGUUCGGUCAACUUAGGCUACCCAGUGGAUGAUGGGAUAUUCUGGAGCAACUGGCUGGAAGACGUCCUCCCUGUGAGAUUCACGGAAGGAUACGCCGAGGCUUGGAGGAGCAAGGCAAGGACAUCGCCGGUGGUGAAGCUGGAGCCUGGAUGCGGCAGGAUAUCCAAUCAGCUGGCCACGUUUGCAGACGGGACUAAGGCGUGUGUGCGCUACGGGAUCAACGCGGACCAGGUGCAGGGGGAAACUCUGACAUACUACCUGGCCAGUCUGCUGGGCAUCACAAAUCUGCCUCCGCUCGUACUGUCGCAGCUUAACGGCGACAGUGCGCAAUGGGUGGCCGUGAGGACGCGGAUAAAUAAUUUGCAGUGGAGCGAUCGGGCCGUUGUGUCUCUCACAGAGUGGAUUUCCAACCUGACCGGAGUGGUCACACCUGCGCCCCUCAGACAGGAGAGCAGCGGGCUGCUUCCUGCCCUCAGGUGCCUCGAGAACAAAACUACGGCAGAGCUGCUGGAGCUGAUGCAGUGGAGCGACCUGAUCGUGUUCGACUACCUGACUGCGAACUUCGACAGGCUCGUCAGCAAUCUGUUCAGCCUGCAGUGGGACCCCCACGUGAUGGAGAGGGACACCAACAACCUGCUGAAAACGCCCCACGGGGACCUGGUGUUCAUAGACAACGAGGCCGGACUCGUGCACGGCUUUCGCGUGUUGAACAUGUGGGAGAAAUAUCACCAUUCAGUCCUGAGCUCCGUGUGCGUGUUCAGGAAAAGGACUAUGCAGCGCGUGGCGGAGCUGCACAGGCGCAGAGACUCCAAGCAGAGGCUGCUGGGGCUCUACAGAGACAGCGAGCCUUUGUCUCAGGAACUGGGGUUUCUCUCUGACGAGCACGCUGCUGUUCUCCAAGACAGGAUAGAUCAAUUGUACAGACACAUCAUGCAAUGCAAAGAAAGGUACACUCAGCUGUGAGCACCAAGGGCGCACAGGUGAUAGAUUGGCAUGGCAAGCCAUUAAUGACAAACAGUGGUGCCCAGGACACAAUAUAAUGUGAAAACCCCACCAGAAAACCGUAUUUGAGGGGCGUUUUGAAUUCUUGGGGGUGAACAGUUUUUUUUUUUCUUUUCAAGAAAUUGAAAACGAAAUUAAGUUGCUUGCAUCAACGUUUAUGCUGCAUUAGUUUUGGUUUGUGUGAUAUGUUAAUGAUAAUAGUAAAUGUUUACAAAGGCCAGCUGAUGUCAAGCAUCCCUUCAACAUGAUCUAAAUCGAUGAAAGUUGGUGACAAUUGUGGUACGUUUGUCCUACUAAAAUUUUCAAUCAUGUUGCUCUUUUAAAGAAAAAUAACUUUUAUUAAUAUAUGUAUAACAGAAGCAACUGCUUCAAUGAAGGUGUAAGUGUUGGAAAAAUUGCCAUUCAAUGACCAGAAGGCAUGCUGGAUGUUAUUAGUCCUCAUGAACAGUUAUUUACUGCACAACUGUGUGACAUAAAAAAAAAAUAAAAAAUGUUUACUGACCAGAUAGAUCGCUUAGUUUACAUCGGCUGUUAACACAACUUCAUUUCACAGUUUUCCAAAAUGGCACUCGGUGACUGGAUAAAACAUAUGUAAAACAUGGGGUUCUGGUGGGGAUCUUACAGUGUCCUGAUAUUAAAUGUUGAAUUUUUUACCAGACAGUACACCAAUGUUUGGCACUAAUGGAAUGCCAUAGAUUGUUUGCAUGGUAGAGCUUUGCAAAACUGAUGCCUGUUACACAUAGUUAAUUUGAAUAUCCAACUGAACUACCUCUUGUGAAUAGAAUAUGUUGCCUACUUUAAAUAUAAGUCGAGUUUGAAAAUUGUUCAUAAGCUUCCCGCUGAGAUUUAUGCCUCUCUGAAGUGGAAACAAUGUGGCCAAUUUAAGUUAUUUGUUUUUGUUAAUUUGCUGAACAUUUGCUGACCUGAAUAUGAACAAAUGUAAAGACUAUCUGCUGUAGUCCUGUUUGUGAUUAGGGUACCAUAAUAAAGUCCUUAAAGAGAUAGCUCGGAAUUUUUAGAGUGAGGUUAAAAACUUAUUAGCAGUUAAUAUCUUAGAUGUAUCAGAUAACUUUCAUAGUGUCUUCACUUUGCAAAAAUAAGAAGUGGUUUUCUUUGGAUCUCGAAACUAAUGGCUACUCAGAGAGGGACCAAGAUCAAAGUGGGCUCAUACCCUUUUAAAAACUCUCAAAAGUGUCACAGUAGUUUAUGGAAAUUAUUUUUAGAAACAUUUAAGCUGUCAUCAUGUCUGUAUGGGGAAGUUAGCUGUUGCUUUCUUUCAGUGUAAGAAAUCAGGAAAUCCUGGAGCGUCCUGGCUCCAGGAGGUUGUGGACUUCAGAACAUCUUCCAUGUGAAAGGCAUGCUAAGAACACAACAUGUUACUCCUUUUCUAGUUAUUUUAGUAUUUUAUAGUUUUAAGAUGUUACAAGCCCACUUCUGCUUGACCCCUCUGACUUUUUUUUAAUAUAAAAAUUAAGACACUAUAAGAGUUUCUUAAUUUUUACUUAUGAUAUUAACUACUCAUAAGCUUUUUGCAGAACAUCACUUAAAAGAAUCAGAACUACCCUUAUGUUGUGUUUGAAUUUUUGCCUUGUGUUUAAAUAUCCAAGUGACAUAUGCCUACUCCAAAGCCUUAACCUAUGUUGAUUCUUCUUCAGUAUUGUAUUUCUGUUCACAUUAGCUCGCUUUUUAUAGACAGUAAUUUGCACACAUUGUAAUAGAUAGCACCUGCACUUGUGUCAAUGUGUUAAUAUUCAGCCUUAAAAGUCACAGGUGUGUCAUAUCUAUUGUGCGUUUGCUGUUUAUGUUGUAAAUAUUGUCUGGCAACAAGUUUUGAUGCUAAACUGACUUAAUGUGCAUUGUGACAUUCCAAAAUUGUGUCCUUUUUUGAAAAAAGAAAUACACAAAACGUAUUUUACAAUAUGUGUUUUGUACACAGAAUAUACUCAAAAGCAUUAAAACCACUGUGGGUGUAGUAUAUCUAAAGUCUGGGGGUGGGGAGUUAGUGUAAAAGUCUAUUUAGUCUUUGUAUUCUACAAUUUUUCACUAAAGCUUGACUGUUAGCCACAUGCUUGCAACAGCACAAAUCUCUUUAAUCCCCCCUUUUUAAUCUCAAAUAGAGUGGUGAGCUAAAGUAGACUGACUCUUUGGGACACAUUUGAAAAAUGGUUUUAGUGUUCCCUAACUGUAGCUUCCCAUUUUUUAAGAAAUGACUAAGCUUUGUUCAAAGAUUAUAAAUGGUUACUGAAUCUGAUCAAUAAUAGUUGUGUUAUAAGUUCAAUCUAUUGACCCAAAAGGGAAGCACGCUCAGAGAGGAUCGGAUUGAGCACUUUACAAUUAAUGAGGGCAGAGUGUUAGUAUUUUUUCGCAGCAUGAUUUCGGAAUUUAAAUUUUAUUUCCUGAGUGAAUGACUUCACCACUUCACUUUCCAUCAUUUUGUAGUCCCUGUUUUGUGUCUAAUUUCUGUUUGUCAAGCACAUCCAUAGAAUUUUGAAGGCUUAAUUUUUCACUGUUUUGCUGUCAUACAAAUAAUUAUUUUGCUGUUACUUUCCUUACUAGAUCAAACAGUGCAGCACUAACUGUUUCUGCAAUAUCAAAUUAGUUCAUCUCUUUCAAAUUGUGGGUAUUUUUGGUACUUGCAGCCCUUGUGUCAAUGAUUUGUGGUUAUUUCACAACAGAAGUGUAGGCAGGUACAACUGGACUAGUUUUUUUUUUCUCUAUUAUUUUCCAGACUGUGCCUCAGCUGUGAAAGGGACUCGAGAAUCAAUUUGUGCACUGACUGUAGUAUGGGCGAAAGCAGGUCAUGUUAAUGAGCAGGGUGAGGGGUUACAUGUGAAUAUUUGUGUCUCGGCAGGGAUUUUGCAAAGACUGCUCUUGCAGCUGGGUUUGGUACUGUAAGCAUGUCUGUUUAUGCUCUACAGAGAUUUUGCAGCAAGCUGCACACACUAGGGAUUAAAAACAAUGCCAAACAGAGGUCUGCACGUCUGAAGCGCACUUCCUAUCCUCCUGUGUUGUAUUCGCUUUCUCAGUACUUUAUCUACGUCGCAACCAUUUCUCCAGUGCAUCUGUAUUCUUUUAAAACAUUAUUGUCAGCUUCAUUUGUGAAUAAAAGAGAGAAUGAAAGUUUAA